Molecule: messenger RNA, 373 nt
Organism: Diuraphis noxia (Russian wheat aphid)
Lineage: Eukaryota; Metazoa; Arthropoda; Insecta; Hemiptera; Aphididae
Gene: Polr2I
Product: RNA polymerase II subunit RpII15
Biological process (GO): maintenance of transcriptional fidelity during transcription elongation by RNA polymerase II; transcription initiation at RNA polymerase II promoter; DNA-templated transcription
Cellular component (GO): RNA polymerase II, core complex
Molecular function (GO): DNA-directed RNA polymerase activity; zinc ion binding; nucleic acid binding
Source: RefSeq, a predicted model, not a curated record
AUGGUGGAGUGUCCGGAAUUAGUGAGGUUAUGCAGUUNAAAUUGCGAUCACAGACAAAUGGCAGACAGCAAUUGCAUUUAUGUGAACAAAAUUAUGCACGAAAUCAAUGAACUUACUCAUAUUGUUUCUGAUGUAACAUCGGAUCCAACUUUACCCAGGUCUGAAGAUCAUCCCUGUCCAAAAUGUAAACACCGUGAAUCAGUAUUUUUCCAAGCUCAAACCAGACGCGCAGAGGAGGAAAUGAGAUUGUAUUAUGUAUGUACUAAUCCUCAUUGCAUACAUCGUUGGACUGAGUCGUCUAUUUAAUUUUUAUACUAUGUAAUGAUUUUAUUUAUACAUUUAAAGACAAUAUUUAUAAUUGAAAUGAUUAAAA